Molecule: messenger RNA, 1063 nt
Organism: Galeopterus variegatus (Sunda flying lemur)
Lineage: Eukaryota; Metazoa; Chordata; Mammalia; Dermoptera; Cynocephalidae
Gene: MPV17
Product: MpV17 mitochondrial inner membrane protein
Exons: 9
Coding region: 76-639 (187 amino acids)
Cellular component (GO): membrane; cytoplasm
Source: RefSeq, a predicted model, not a curated record
UUGCGGCGGAAGUUCCUGGGCCAGCUCGGGUCACGUGGGAGCGGCUGCACGGCUCGGAGCUCGAGCUCAGGAAGUAUGGCACUCUGGCGGGCAUAUCAACGGGCCCUGGCUGCUCACCCGUGGAAAGUACAGGUCCUGACGGCUGGGUCGCUGAUGGGCCUGGGUGACAUUAUCUCACAGCAGCUGGUGGAGAGGCGGGGUCUGCAGGAACACCGAAUGGGCCGGACCCUGACCAUGGUAUCCCUGGGCUGUGGCUUUGUGGGCCCUGUACUAGGAGGCUGGUAUAGAGUUUUGGACCGGUUCAUUCCUGGCACCACCAAGAUGGAUGCACUGAAGAAGAUGUUGUUGGAUCAGGGGGGCUUCGCACCAUGUUUCCUAGGCUGCUUCCUCCCACUGGUAGGGACACUCAAUGGACUUUCAGCCCAGGACAAUUGGGCCAAACUACAGCGGGAUUAUCCUGAUGCCCUCAUCACCAACUACUAUCUCUGGCCUCCUGUGCAGUUAGCCAACUUCUACCUGGUCCCCCUUCAUUACAGGGAGGAUCCUGCUUCCACAACCCUUGUCUCCACCCCACCUGAGCUCUCCACCUCUGAUGGCAUAUCUGCAGGACAGUGCCUGGGGUGCUGCAGCCUAGGUUAGACAGAGAGGUAGACCAAAAAGCCAAGUAGGAAGCUGGUCAGGUUGGCUGUUGUCCAGUGUGUUGCUGUUAUCUGGAAUGCCUACCUGUCCUGGAAGGCACAUCAUCUGUAAACCUGCCUCACUCCACUGUUUCCACCUUGCAGUGGUGCAGCGUGACCUUGGAAUGGUCAGACAACCUCCUCAAAGUGGGCACAUCAGCUUCCAUGGGGCUGCAUUGUCGAUCAGAACUUAAUGGGAUUCUUGCUUUGAAAUGCACCAUUUCACUACUCUGAAAUGUGAAAUGGCCACUUUUGAAACUACUAAAGCCUUUAUAAUGGUCUUAUUCCCACCACAUACUAGGCAUUCCAUAAAUAUUUGUUGAACCAUAUGACCUUGUCAACUUUACACCCACACCCCAGCAAAUAAAUGCCACUUCCCCACUCUU